This is a messenger RNA of Thamnophis sirtalis, 775 nucleotides long. NCBI's taxonomy places the organism in Eukaryota, Metazoa, Chordata, Lepidosauria, Squamata, Natricidae. The record is from RefSeq and is a predicted model, not a curated record.
AUGGAAAAGGAGUUGGCCUCUAACAAGGAAGACUUAUAUGUUCCUCUGAAGAGAGUCAACGGGCAAAGAGGUGAGAUCCUGAGAGGCUCUGCACCUUCCCAUUGGCUGGCUGGGUUCUCUGAAGGAAGAUCCACCCCAUUAGGAAAGAAGUUAAAACUGCCCAAAACAGGAGGAGGACCAUAUUUGGGAGACAUCACAGUUGGAAGAGGAGCAGCUGUGAAAUUCACCCACAUUUGGUUGGCCAGGGGAGAGACUCCAGCUACAAACGUGGCCAGAGGACGUCCAGCUUUCCAAUCGUCCACCUACGUGAGCCAGUUCAAUUCAGUAGCCAGAAAAGCCGUGGACGGGAACUGCAGCGGACGCUGGAUUGGGCAGAACACUUGCACCCACACGAAGCGAGAAAGGGGGCCCUGGUGGUACGUGGACCUGGGUAGCCGGUAUGCCGUCUCUUCCGUGGUGGUGAAAAACCGAGAGGACUGCUGUGGAGAAAGGCUCCAGGGGGCAGAGAUCUGCGUGGCUGACUGCGUGCCCACCCACGGGCUAUCCAAUCGUCUCUGUGGGACCAUCACCGAUACCCGCCUGGGCUCCAUCAGCACCAUCUCCUGUGACGGUCAAGUGGGACGCUACGUCAGCGUCACCAUUCCUGGCCGCACGGUCUCCCUGGCCCUGUGCGAGGUGGAGGUCUACGGGACCCAGGUGUGAAUCCAGGACCCCUGAGCCUCAGGACACGACUCCCAUCAAUCUUGACUCUCUUGAAUAAACUUACUUUGAGCAA